AUGGAGGCUGCACAGCAGUCCUGGGAAUUCGAAAAUUCCGUGCAGCUGGCAGAUCCCAAGCGAGAUGCUCUCUACAAUUACGAUGAAGCCGCUCACAACGAACUCUCAAACGCCAAGCCAUGGAGGACUGACCCGCGAUACUUCAAAUCGGUCAAGAUUUCGGCCGUCGCGAUGCUCAAGAUGGUGAUGCACGCGCGAUCGGGCGGCUCGCUAGAAGUCAUGGGAUUGAUGCAGGGCUAUAUUGCUGCUGAGACAUUUGUCGUCACCGACGCAUUCAGAUUGCCUGUCGAGGGCACGGAGACCAGGGUCAACGCUCAGGACGAUGCGAAUGAAUACAUGGUUGGAUAUUUACAGUCUUGCCGGGAUUCUGGCAGGAUGGAGAAUGCGGUUGGUUGGUAUCACAGUCAUCCAGGGUAUGGGUGCUGGCUCUCGGGUAUCGAUGUGUCGACGCAGGCGAUGCAACAAAUGAGCGAUCCCUUUGUGGCUGUCGUUAUCGACCCAGAUCGUACCAUCUCUGCCGGCAAGGUUGAAAUCGGCGCAUUCCGCACGUACCCCGAUGGCUAUACCGCUCCCAAGGAGGGAACCGAGGACGACGAAUACCAGAGCAUACCGUUGAACAAGGUCGAAGACUUUGGCGCGCACGCUUCGCAGUAUUAUGCCCUCGAGGUAUCACAUUUCAAAAGUACACUCGACACUCAACUCCUCUCGCUGUUAUGGAACAAAUAUUGGGUAGCAACGCUCAGUCAGAGUCCACUCUUCACCACUCGUGACUACGGAAGCAAACAAAUCAUGGACCUAAGUCAAAAAGUGAAACGAGCGGCCCGUGGGAUUGAAGGCGGCACCAGCAGAGGUGGCCCUGCAAGAGAUCAGCAGUUAGGAAAAGUCGUGCGAGAUGGACAGCGCGUUGUUGCUGAGGAAGUCAGCGGCCUUGUCGCUGCUGAUAUUAAAAGGACUCUGUUUCAGGAUGUCGGUAAGACAGCGUCUGCGGGGGAGCAACAAUAG
Talaromyces rugulosus is the source of this 1002-nucleotide messenger RNA. RefSeq lists its product as uncharacterized. NCBI's taxonomy places the organism in Eukaryota, Fungi, Ascomycota, Eurotiomycetes, Eurotiales, Trichocomaceae. The transcript is spliced from 2 exons. Gene Ontology annotation, biological process: protein deneddylation. Gene Ontology annotation, cellular component: cytoplasm; COP9 signalosome. Gene Ontology annotation, molecular function: deNEDDylase activity; protein binding; metallopeptidase activity. The coding region runs from base 1 to 1002 and encodes 333 amino acids. The record is from RefSeq and is a predicted model, not a curated record.